Molecule: messenger RNA, 5203 nt
Organism: Dendronephthya gigantea
Lineage: Eukaryota; Metazoa; Cnidaria; Anthozoa; Malacalcyonacea; Nephtheidae
Product: neurofibromin-like
Exons: 39
Biological process (GO): regulation of GTPase activity
Source: RefSeq, a predicted model, not a curated record
AUAUUUCACACUGUUCUCAACUUGCUGAGUCGUUGUGUUGGGCCUGGUGAAGACCACAAUGACGCUACUCUGGAGAAGAAGCGUCAAAAGAGUAUCUUAACAUAUCAUGACAACUUACAUCAGUGCACCGUGGCCGCCAUGUCGAACCUGCUCAGCGCCAAUAUCGAUGCUGGUCUAACUCAUGCUAUUGGUCUUGGCUAUCAUGCCGACCUUGCUACAAGAGCGAUCUUCAUGGAAGUUUUAAUGAAAAUCCUCAAUCAAGGAACAGAAUUCGAUACGCUGGCGGAAACAGCCACUCGUGAUCGCUAUGAGCAGCUUGCAAACCUAAUGGCGACCAUGGGUGAAAAGGGAGAACUCCUAUUGGCUGUGGCGUUAGCCAAUGUCGUGCCGUCAAAUGAACAGGAUGAUUUAGCGCAGGUUUUGGUAACUUUAUUUGACGCGAUGAAUCUCUUGUACCAGUUUCUGUGGAAUAUACUCUCUCAAGAGGUCAGGAACUGCGAAGGUUACCACGUCCUGUUUCGAGGCAACACGCUGGCAACUAAAGUGACCACGUUCUGUUUCAAGAUCUUCGGUACCAACUACAUCCACUACCUCCUUGGUCCGCUCAUAAGACCUUUGCUUAAACAGGAAAAUCUUAACACCACAUUUGAACUCGAUCCAAGCAGGCUGGAAGAGGGAGAAAGUUUGGAGGAAAAUACCCAAAACGUAAUCAAUUUGGCUGAGAAAUUUCUUACCCAUUUUUAUGAAUCUCUCGACAAUUUUCCAAAUGCACUGAAGUUACUUUGUUACUGUCUAAAGAAGGUUGUUAGUCAAAGAUUUCGUCAGCACAAAGCCGAGGCUGUCGGCAGCGCCAUAUUCCUUCGUUUCAUCAAUCCUGCGAUAAAUUCCCCACAAAUGCUUGGUAUUGUGGAUCAUCCUCCUCCGGAAAAUAUUAGAAGAGGUCUGAUGUUUUUGUCCAAGAUUCUUCAAAGUUUGGCCAACAAUAUGUUGUUUACAAAAGAAAAACAUAUGGAACCUUUGAAUGGCUUUUUGAAGGAAAACCUCACCAAAACGCAGCAGUACUUCGAGAAAAUCUCGUUGCACCGUCCUUCGCUUAAACAGGAUGACAGAGAUGUUUAUUCAUUCGUCAGUGAUGCGAAUAUUCUCUCACUUCAUCGCAUGUUAUGGAGCAGUCAGGAAAAGAUCGGAUUAUACAUGGCUGCAAGGGGAGAAUUCAAAAUUUACGGCCGAGGGGUGUUUGAAAAGUUGACAACAUUGUUAGCUCGACUGGGACCGCCGGAUCCUCAGAGAUUGCAAAUUCAAAAGAAAUGGACAACUCAGGGAGGCUCGUCUGAUUUUGAGGAAUUCAUGGCACGUCACGCUGAUACAGGGGAGAGAGAUCUUGAGGAAAUCAAGAAUCUCAAGAUUUUCUAUCAGGAAGGGAGAUCAAAGAAUGGUAAUCCCGUGUUUUAUUUUAUUCCUCGACGAUUUAGAAAUGACAUAAUCAGCCCGGAUCGUUUAAUUUAUCACAUGCUGUUGAUGCUGAAAGCCUUACACGGUCAAGCCUGGGAACUGGUAUGUGACAUCACGCAGACAGCAAAGUCGAAUCAAAUGAAGGUUACAUCGUUAAAGAAUGGUAUAUCACUUCUCCCUGUCACAAAUCUUCAAACUGUUUAUGUUUACAACAUGAAUAGCGCCAUGAAGGAAUAUAUCAAAAUAAAUGAGAGGUUUUUUGCACCUUUUAAGCAUCAUAACCAAGUGAUAGUCAUCGACAAUCUGAGUAAAUUCAACGAUUACAUUUCACCGGAGGAAUUAGGAUUGCCAAGCUCGACUACAUCUUCAGAGAAGGAUUUAAAUAUUUUUAACGCCAUUAAAGUUCAUUAUAAAGUCUCAGUUUUUAUUAAGAUCGGGCCAAACUGCAUACAGAUUCAGACGUCAGAAAAACACAAAGUUUUGGGCUACAGUUUCUAUAUCAAGGAUAUAUUUUAUCCAAACGAAAUCGAAGAUGUCAUCUCUCAAAGUACUGACGAUAAUCUAUUUUGGAUGAAGUUUAAGACAGCCGCGGGAAUCUUGUACAUGAGCAACGAAUCCGAUCAAAUAGUCCAGGCCGUCACACACCUAAAGAAGCGAUGGUUAAUGUCUCAACAAAACCAAACGGCUGCAACAAAGAAAAUUCUUCCCAAAGAUGUACCCGGAACUCUGUUAAACAUGGCAUUGCUCAACCUUGGCACGAGAGAUCCAAGUUUACGUUUGGCUGCUUACAACUUACUCUGUGCUCUUACGACUGUUUUUCAUUUCAAAAUUGAGGAGCGACUCUUUGAAGGAACUGGAUUAUGUAUUCCUGCAAACAACACAAUAUUCAUUGUUGGUAUAUCCAGCAAUCUGGCGAGCAAGGAACCACAUCUCACCUUAGAGUUUCUACAAGAAUGCAUAUCAGGUUUUAAGAAAUCCAACCACGAGCUGAAACAUCUUUGCUUGGAGUAUAUGGCACCUUGGUUUCCAAAUUUAUCACGUUAUUGCAAGGAACUAAGUAAAGGAACAAAGCGUGCGCAAGUGAACGCAAUUCUUGAAGACUUAAUUGAACUGACCAUUGCUGAAAAAGGGGCCAUGUAUCCAUCAAUUCAAGCAAAAAUCUGGGGAAAUAUGGGAAAAGUCACGGAGUUAGUUGAUACCGUUCUAGAUAGUUUUAUUAAAGCCAGUACGGCAGGGGGACUGGGCUCAGUAAAGGCCGAAGUAAUGGCAGAUACCUCAGUUGCCUUGGCCACCGCUAACGUCAAUGUUGUGUCCAGCAAGUUCAUCAAUAGACUUUUGAUGUUGAUAAGAAAGACGUCGAUAACCCCAACACCGCGUCUUGAAGAACAUCUCAUGUGGGAGGACAUAGCGAUUUUAAGUCGAUAUCUUUUAAUGUUGUCAUUUAACGAUUCUCUCGAUGUUGCAAAUAAUCUACCUCACCUGUUUCACAUUAUCAUCAGUUUGGUAUGCAUGGGUCCCUUGUUCCUCAGAGCAACCGUUCACGGUAUUCUCAUCAAUGUUAUCCAGUCGCUGUCCACAUGUACAUCACUUGAGCUGCCAGAUGAAACGAAGCGUUUGUUGCGGCUUCGCAUGUCAGAGUUUUCUCUUCCUAAAUUUUAUCUUCUUUUUGGUAAGUCGAGAUAUCUUUGUGCGAAAAUUUUGACAGUUCGCGCAUUUCAGUCGUCAUACCGCGGCGGUAGACACAUGAUCAACCUGAGAGACUCGGAGAAAAUCCAUAUGACAUCCAUACAAACGAUUGCAAAUUCUCUUCUUGAAGUUGUUGAGGCAUGCAUGAAAGACAUUCCCAACUGUACGUGGCUGGAGACGUGGACGAAAUUGACAAUGGAAUUUGCUUUUCAAUACAACCCGCCACUCCAGGCCAGAGCUGUCAUCGUUUACGGCUGUGCUUGUAAAGAAAUUGAUGAUGCUCGAAUAAGAGAACUUCUACUUGUUUUUAUAAAGGCUCUGAAUGAUUUCAGUGAUGUUAGUCUUAUCGAGGGUGUCAUAAUGUGUUUCACUCGUCUCCUGACAAUCUUGGACAAAUCGUCGAGAUUCCACACGGCUUCGUUUUGGAUCGCUAUCGGUACUCUUCAACUGGCGGAAAACGGGCUUUACCCGGCUGGUCUAGCUUUGCUUGAACAGUCCUUGCUAACCCUGGAGUCGCAAGGUGCGUUCGAUAACGAGAGUGUUGACAAAGUCCUUCUGAAUUUCCGUAAAGAUCCAAGAAUGGAGUGGCAUUGCAAACAACUGGAUCAUAUCAUCGGCGUGGCCUUUGCGAACAAUUUUCAUUUUGCCCUUGUUGCUUAUCUGUUAAAAGGUUUACGUCAUGGCAGCUCAUCAACAAACACUCGAGCCAUCCGAAUUUUAAAUCUCAUGCUAAACAUCGCAGGAAAACAUCGAACAAAUCAUGUGAGAGAAAAAUUUGCUGUGUAUAAAGAAACAAUCCCUUAUCUUUCAGCGUUGUUAAUUGUCUCUGAUGAAAUCCGCGCUAAAUUACGUCCUGAUAGUUCUCUUCACGCCCGACCGAAAUCAAUCCCGAAGAGCCAGUCGUCAAUAACGCCACCAAAUUCAAUGCCUGUCAGUCCAGUUAUGAUAACGAUAGAAUCGCCCGUCUCUCCGGGACCUGCUCAAAUCUCCGAGGCUGAAACUGAAAUAUUUUUGUGGCCAGCUGGAGUUGAGAACCGAUUGCUGGAUCCGGGGGUGGUAAAUGACACGCAGACACAAGCUUUGUUGCUGACAACAUUGUCGACUUUAGUCCGACAUACAAAGGAUGAUGCUUUAGAGAAAUUUUUAUUUGAAGUCUUGGCGGAGGCAAGUCUCGUUUUUCCCAAAGUCUUUCCGGUUAUUUAUUCGUUGAUAAGCAGUAAGCUCGCGAUGGUCCUGGGUCACAGUCAGGAUGUUGGAUGUCUUCAAGCAGUCCAGACUAUCAUGCAGUCCACAAUUUCGCUAAACUUUGCCGAAAAGCAACUGGGAACAAACUUUUUGCAAGGAUUUGGAUUUGAUGGUUUUAGUCAAUUUGCUGGUCCAUUUUUUGACCAAGGGGAACUGCAGUAUGAAACUCGAGCGCAGAUCUUUGUUCGUUUCGCCGAAGGUGUUCUAGAGAGUUGUGGAGGGAUAUUGGACGACAGUUUAAGAGCCAGCUGUAUGUCUCUUGCUAAACCAGCUCCAGAGGUGGUGGAGCUUCCUCCGUUGCGUUCAAAGUCCUCCCUUUCAUCAUCGCUCACCUCGAUACCAGAUGAUCCUGCAUUGAAAGAAGACAUCUCCACGCCCACAAUGAAACGGAGUCUUUCGUCUCGAAGGAAGAGCACCAAGGAACGAAAAGAAAAGGACAGAAGCCGAAGCAAACGAUCUCUAACGCAACGUGUGGUGGAAAGAGAGUUAAAGAGGGCAUUGUCGCAUCGUAAUUCAGAUGUUUGAUACUUGGACCACUCAAUAUGGUGAUUAUAUCACAGUUAAAUAUUUUAGUGUUUUGAAUCUAAUGGGAAGUCUAAAGAUUUAUUAUCGAUUUUUUGUUACAAUUUGAAUUCAGUGAUUAAUGUACAGAAGAAGUUAACUGUGAGAGUGUGAGUAAUUUCACAAUAAUUUUCGAAUUUAGUAAAAUAUUAAUUCGGAAGACAUCACCGUUCCAAUAAUUCUAUUUUAACGCACCAAAGAAUAUACUAUAAUUUUUACGUAAUAUUCGUGGAGAAUUGUGAACAUCAAUUUUAUUCUA